This is a messenger RNA of Saccharomyces paradoxus, 801 nucleotides long. RefSeq names its product putative serine hydrolase (gene FSH3). Bases 1 to 801 code for a protein of 266 amino acids. The record is from RefSeq and is a predicted model, not a curated record. The transcript has a single exon. NCBI's taxonomy places the organism in Eukaryota, Fungi, Ascomycota, Saccharomycetes, Saccharomycetales, Saccharomycetaceae. Gene Ontology annotation, cellular component: nucleus; cytoplasm.
AUGAGUGAAAAAAAGAAAGUUUUAAUGCUACAUGGUUUUGUCCAAUCUGAUAAGAUAUUUUCUGCUAAAACAGGAGGAUUACGAAAGAACUUGAUGAAGUUAGGCUACGAUUUAUACUACCCUUGCGCUCCACAUUCAAUUGAUAAGAAGGCACUAUUUCAAUCAGAGGCUGAAAAAGGCAGAGAUGCAGCAAAGGAAUUCAACACCUCAGCGACCAGUAAUGAAGUAUAUGGGUGGUUCUUUAGAAAUCCUGAUUCUUUCACUUCCUUUGAAAUAGAUCAAAAAGUGUUCCACUAUUUGCAUAACUAUGUGCUAGAAAAUGGACCAUUUGAUGGCGUCAUCGGCUUCAGCCAAGGUGCGGGUCUCGGUGGCUACUUAGUCACCGACUUCAAUAGAAUAUUGAAUCUUACUGACGAACAACAACCCGCUUUAAAAUUUUUCAUUUCUUUUAGUGGAUUUAAAUUAGAAGAUAAAGCCUACCAGGAAGAAUAUCAUAGAAUCAUUCAGGUUCCCUCCUUACAUGUAAGAGGGGAGUUGGAUGCGGUUGUGGCAGAAUCUAGAAUGAUGGCAUUAUACGAUGCAUGGCCCGAUAACAAAAGGGCAUUGUUGGUUCACCCUGGAGCCCAUUUUGUCCCAAACUCGAAACCAUUUGUAUCUCAAGUUUGCAAUUGGAUUCAAGGAACAUCUAACAAUGAGGCUCAAGAACAAGAAGACCAAUCCGAAGCAGAACAGACACAAUUUGACAAGCCCCAAUUGGAAGAUGAUUUGUUGGAUAUGAUCGAUUCCUUGGGCAAGUUAUAA